CGUAACCAGAGCAUGCGUCAAACAUGAUGGUAAUUGGGCGCUUGCGUCCCGACACAAAGUCCAAGCACGGCACAAAAUCAGGUCGCCCAAGAACACCGCUAUCUGACAGAGUGUCUCCACUGCAUUUGAAAUCCAGCUCAACGACGGAGUAUCCGUCUGCAUCAUUGUUUGAAGCACUACCCUCUGAGCUUCUGCAGGACAUUUUUCUUUUCUCUGCUAAUCUGAAUUUGCCUUUAUGUUCCAAGCAACUCAUGGCGGCUUUGACAUCUCAGCAUCUGAAAUUCGAAGUAACGCUUCAGAUUCUGGUUCAACAGAGUGAUACACUGGAUCAAGAGAACAAAAGCCAACUCCUCUCUCGCAAAUUCUUCACAUGGGAAUUUCUUAUAAGAUACGUUAGUUUUGCGCAAACGAGAAUACAUCCAGCAGUGGGUGGAGACAAGCCGGAGGAUGAGGUUGGCUCCGAUGAAGAUGAGCGCCGUGCUGCUGUCACAGAAUGCUCUGUGAACACUGGCCCGCCACGCGCCAAAAGAACUCAACAACACCCAGCGAAAUUGGCAGAUUUGGAUCGGAAAUUGACCUUCCUGACGCAAAAAAGCAUCGUUGAGCUGCGACAUGCUGAGGACAGGUACUCAAUGGAGGUCAGUGAUUCCGCAGUCUCUGCACUUGAACAGCUUCAUCAGAUUCGGAGCCUCAAGGGCCUAAAAGGCUUACAUUUACCUGAGAAGCUUAUUCAUAAUAACUGGGAUGACGACCGAAGGAGAUUGCUACGUCUACUUUUUGCUUUCAAUUGCACGGUCAAUACUUCUUCACCGGCGGCUAUUGUAGCAGAAGAGGGCAUCAUUGCAGCGAUCGAAAGCGGGGAUGAGGAAUUAGUCUCUUUUUUUCUAAGUCAUAACAUCGGCGUGGCACCCACAGCUGGAAUGCUAAGGCAAGCGAUGAAAGGGAUGAAUAUCAGCAUUGUGUUCCAGCUUCUUCGGGCUGCGGGUAAUGAUCUCGAAUUUCUAGAUCCGCAGCUCUGGAUGCUGCUUGACGAGCAUACAAAUUGGUCAAAAGCUUCAAAAGCUAAAGUAAAACAGUGGUUGCGAGGCAAUAUUUCAUCCUCGCUUAGAGAGGAGGGUGCAGAAUUCUUGCCUAAGGUGAAAGAUAUAUCUGUCAAUGCCAAUCGUUGGUCGUCAAGUUGAUGCAAAGAAGGAGUCUAUGACAAGAAAGUAGAAGAAAACUUGAAAAGCUUCCAUAAAAGACCACGCUCAUGCGAAAUUUUCCACACGCUCUACUCCAAAUGCAGGAUCACGACAGUCU
Molecule: messenger RNA, 1299 nt
Organism: Verruconis gallopava
Lineage: Eukaryota; Fungi; Ascomycota; Dothideomycetes; Venturiales; Sympoventuriaceae
Exons: 1
Coding region: 24-1181 (385 amino acids)
Source: RefSeq, a predicted model, not a curated record